Molecule: messenger RNA, 4329 nt
Organism: Engraulis encrasicolus (European anchovy)
Lineage: Eukaryota; Metazoa; Chordata; Actinopteri; Clupeiformes; Engraulidae
Product: dual specificity protein phosphatase 8-like
Exons: 5
Coding region: 511-2433 (640 amino acids)
Biological process (GO): protein dephosphorylation; negative regulation of MAPK cascade
Cellular component (GO): cytoplasm
Molecular function (GO): protein tyrosine/threonine phosphatase activity; MAP kinase tyrosine/serine/threonine phosphatase activity; MAP kinase tyrosine phosphatase activity
Source: RefSeq, a predicted model, not a curated record
AGCGAAUGAGAAGAGUGGAGACAAUAGGGAGCUGCACUUCCAGUUGGAGACACAGAAGGCGAGAGACACGCAGAGUGGAGAGAGCGUUCGCUGCCCUGCCUGCCUACCACUAUAGGAGUCAGGCUCAUAUACUCUCAAGCAGGAAAACAUUCUUCCUCUCUCUUUUUUUCUUCCUCACCUCACAGCUGGAGGGCCAUUUUCAAGCCUUUGGUUGAUUAUUUUUUCAUACCGUUCUUCUUUUUUUAUGCCUUUUUUACACACUCUGAAAUUGCCAAGAGGGCUCUCUUGAGUGACAUUGACUGACAGCUGGUGUGGAACCGUUUGAGCCUUUUGAGGUCUCGUCUUCCGUAGGUAGCUGUCGGUGAGCCCCGUCUGUCGGUCAGUCAGUCGUCCGACUUUUUUCGCUUUAGCUUUUUUUGGUGGUUUGACCGGUCGCUCGCUCGCCACUGGUCUCCGCUGGUUUUUUUUUGUGCUGCUGGUUCGGUUGUGUGCCGGUGCAAAUCCGCCUGGAUGCCUGUGGACGUGGUCAUCGCCCCCCCACAGCCCCUCUGGACGGACAUGCACGAGAGCCAGAUGAAGCUGAAGAUCAGGGUGCGGAGGGUGAAGGAGGGACGCGACCUCAGAGGGGGCUUUGCCGCCUUCUCCUCCUGCUUCCCGGGCCUGUGUGAGAGUAAGCAGGCCGCCAUCCUCCCCAUGAGCUUGUCUCAGCCCUGUCUGCCCGUGGCCAACGUGGGACCCACCCGCAUCCUCCCCCACCUCUACCUGGGCUCCCAGAGGGACGUCCUCAACAAGGAGCUGAUGGGCCAGCAUGGCAUCACGUACGUGCUGAACGCCAGUAACACCUGCCCCAAGCCAGACUUCAUCAGCGAGAGCCACUUCAUGCGCAUUCCCGUCAACGACAACUACUGUGAGAAGCUGCUGCCCUGGCUAGACAAAACCAAUGACUUCAUCGACAAAGCCAAGGUGUCUAACUGCCGCGUCAUCGUCCACUGUCUGGCGGGCAUCUCGCGCUCGGCCACCAUCGCCAUCGCCUACAUCAUGAAGACCAUGGGGCUCUCGUCGGACGACGCCUACAGGUUUGUGAAGGACCGUCGGCCGUCCAUCUCCCCCAACUUCAACUUCCUGGGCCAGCUGCUGGAGUUCGAGAAGGGCCUGAAGGUGCUGAAGGCUCUGACCUGCCACCCCAUGCGGACGCUGAUGGAGCAGCGGCACGAGGAGGAGGAGCAGGAGGACCGGGGGGGCGACACGUCUCCGUUCCCCGGCCCAGAGCGCCACGACGGCAACAGCAACGGGGCGACCACCCCCAUUGGCUUCCCCUGCAGCCACGAGUCGGGCGUGGAGAGCACCAUCCGCAACUCGGAGCUGCCCGGCAGCAGGCCGCUCCUGCAGAGGAACGGCCUGGUCAGCGGCCUGAAUCUGUCCGCCGAGCACAUCGCCGACACCAACCGGCUCAAGCGCUCCUUCUCCCUGGACAUCAAGUCCGUCUACUCCCCCAACGGCGGGCAGGGUCAGCAGCAGCAGCGCGGCUCCCCGCCCAAACUCGCCCUCACGCCCAUCGGCUCCGAGGACGUGCCCAAGCUGUGCAAGCUGGAGAGCCCCGAGAGCAACAACGGCGUGUGCCAGUACUCCCCAGUGCUGGACAGCCCCGGUUCUGUCUCGGCCGAGAGCCCCAGCGGCGGGCCGGGAGAGGGCCGCGUCCGGCAUCGGAGGAAAGGCCGGCGCAGCAGCAGCAGCAGCAACAGCAGCAGCAGCAGCAGCGGCAGCAGUGUCGGCAGCAGCACUAGCGGUAGUAGCACCCUCAGUGAGGCGUCCAGCCCGCCCACCCCUCCGCACUCCCUCUCCCUCAGCCUCAACCUCACACCCCACCCUCUGCUCGGCCCUCACAACGCCCAUUCCGAUCAGGUCGGCAGCAUGAAGAGCUCCCUGCUACUCAACCUGCCCUCCUCGGCCAACGCGGCUUGGACCCAGCACAGGGAGACGGCUCAGGCCACCACCCCCGGCACCCCCACCACCGACUGCGCAUGGUUCCUGGGCCCAGGCUGCGGCGCCCCUCCUCUCCCCAGCCCUGGCUCCCUGCCCGGGCCUGGAGGGUCGGACAUGCCCGCGUUGCGCUUGGGAAGCAGCUCGACUUACAUGGCGUUCGGCUGCAGCGGGCGUGCCGGUUCCUGCGAGGAGGACCGGGGGGUGCAGCUCCGGGACAAAGCCCAGCAGGCCAGAGACUCGAGGGGCAGCUGGCACGAGGACGCCUCUGCUUCUGCCGCCUCGUCAUCGUCGUCGGGUGGCAGUAUCGUGGUGGACAAACAGUUCAAGCGUCUGAGCUGCCAGAUGGAGUUUGAGGAGGGCAUGUCGGAGAAGCACUCCCGCGAGGAGCUGGGCAAGCUGGGCAAGCAGUCGAGCUUCUCGGGCAGCAUGGAGGUCAUCGAGGUGUCCUGACGCCACACAUCACCACCACCACCACAGACUGGCCAGAUCACGUAAGAACAGUUCAACGAGGCAGUUGUGAACUGUUACUCUUAUACAGACCUGUUCCAGAUGGGCUCGAAGGAGUCCUGGCUCUCUGAGACUUGUUGACAUGGACAGUUCAGUCAUGAGAGGGUCUCCGAGUGUGGUACAGGACUAUGGGAGAAGCCUUUGGCUGUCAAUGCAGUUGCGAAUGAACUGCAGUGCAAGACAGACAGGCUUUCUUUGGCAAAGGGAACUUUGCUGUGAUGGACAUUUUGUUUCGAUAGAGGUUACAGAAGGACAUUUAUUGACUUUCUCCUAAUGUUGGACUGCAGUACUUUGAAAGACAAGUGCCAUAACUCCAGCACCAAAGGAAAAGCUAUGAACAUAUGAACUCUUGUCACACACACACACACACACACACACACACACACACACACACACACACACACACACACACACACACACACACACACACACACACACACACACACACACACACACACACACACACACACACACACACACACACACACACACACACACACACACACACACACACACACAAGGCGUGCUACUGUACCAUUCGCAAUGAAGGACGCUCUUUUUGGGAGAAUUCAAAAGUUCCCAGCAUGCCCGAAUAAAUUCACAUGAAGAGAACUGUGGUUCUGUGGCCACAGCUGAAAAAAUAAGAGAUGCUUUUUCGAAACUACAAUUUUGUUUUCCUUUGACAUACUGUCAAUUUUGUCAGUGUUAACAGCUAUAUGCACCGCAAAGUAUUAGUUGUGAUAAUUAUAUCCUGUGUGUUAAUGGUCAUAGAUAUAGAACACUGGAUGCCGUGUUGACAACCGCCAUUGGAACGAGUUUGCUGCCAUCUUUAUUCAGUGGGAACGCUGGUUGUACGAACAUCAAUUGCUGACAAGGCAAUACGCAAAUUAUCCUGUAGGUGGCGGUAAAAUGCCUUUGCUUACAGCGUGAAAAACGUACGAAAUAUGCACCAAGACUGCGGCGUGUAAGGCUUGUCAUGCCAAAAGGCUGAACGUGACAUCUUGUGUUCUAUAUCUAUGGUUUAUGGUUUGAAGUUGCACCAGUGGUGCACUCUCAACCAAACUACUGUAACUCCUCCUCCAAAUGUACACUGAGCAUGCUCUAAAGUGGCUGGCUACCUACAGACAGACAAGCUGUGUACCAACAGCACUAAGCUUUAUAUAUAUUAAAAAUAUAUAUAUCCAUUACACAUAUACAUGCAUAUGUAAAGAAAUCGUACUGCAAUUUUAAUGGACAAAAAAAUGUUUUAUCCAUUAUCAUUAUGUUUUAAUUUAUUUUAUCUGUUUCAUUCUGGCAAUGAGAAAUAAUAUAAUAUUUGUGAACUUAAGUUGUUUAUUUCUUGCAGUUUAACUGUAUCGUAUUUAUAAAAAGAAUGCAAAACACUUAAAAAACGAAACACAAAAACUCGAGCAAUACAGAAUGAUUUUUGAAAAAAACAAAAUAUUGGUCUGACAAACCUCCUUAUGUGUGCCAGUCUUUCAUAACCUACAUGUGCAUGACUGACAGCUCCUUUGCCUGAUUCUUGCAGCCAUUUGUGUGCUGCCCCUUAUUCCCCCAGUUAGGAAUGAACGUCAUAAUUGCCAAUAACACGAGCAGUGGUAGAAAUGGCCUUUCCCUUCUAUACUCAGUUGCAGUUGCACCUCUCUGAUGUCAAUGGGCCAGUCCUGGAAAGACUACCCCAGACUCCCAAAACACAAACUCAACCAAUAUGCUCUCACACUCUACAGUAUGUUCACACUCAAGACACACCAGUUAAAGCACACCACACCACACAUCGUGGAACGACUGUUCAAGGCCUGUCCCAUGCAGGCACCCAUGCAGUAGAGUUAGGCCAGAAGU